CUAAAUAGGAAUUUUUGGCUGAAAUGUAUCAUGUUGGCAACGGUGUCUCCAAAUGUCAAUUCGUUGAAAAAAUCCAAAUAUUUUUUGAUUUCCUUUUCCCGCUGAUAAUCACCUUUGCUGAAAUGGAAGACGACAAUUCCAUGUCUCAGCGCAUUUUACGCACCCUAGAAACUAUUUUAAAUAACGACCCCCAACUAAAAGAAUUCGUAAUAAUCCCCUGCGAGUCCAACACAAAAAACAAAUCGCCCGUUUUAUACGAAGAACACAACAUCGGAUUAGAAUCAUGGUGUGUGAAACACAUCUACCGUCACGCUUAUUUAGAACUGUUUGAAGUUCGAAAAUCCCUCGCAAAACGCAAACUCUCCUUCGCCAAACAGAGCAAUUUGAAUCGUCUCCUCAUCGGAGUUUUGUUAAUCAACCCCGACGUUUCGACUUUUUGGAACAUGAAACGCGAAUUGGUGGAAAACGACGUAAUUGGAGUCACCAAUGAGUUGAUUUUUAGCAAAAUGGUCCUAUCGUACAAAAGUAAAUCAAACGAGGCGUUUGCAUACCGGAGGUGGCUUCUGGGGCGCAUUUUGGCCAAACUGCAAGUCAACGAUUUGGAAACCCCCCGAAAUUUUCUAGAAAACGAACUGGGGGUGUGCGAAAUGGCGGCACGAAGAAACGCCAAUAACUACCACGCGUGGACUCACCGAAUUUGGUGCAUCGAGACUUUGGGGACAAGAAUCGGGAAUUUCACCAAUGUGGUAUCUGACGAGCUUGCGUUUAGUGAAAAAUGGGUGUCUGGACAUGUGUCAGAACACACGGGAUUUCACUAUAGACAGUAUUUACUCAAUACCGUUAGGAAAAGUAGGAGGAUUACAAACGUAUACGAGUUUUAUUAUUGUGAAACUAUCAAAAUAUUAGGCUUAGUUAGUGAGAACGACCCCAGAGACAUUCUCACAUUUCUUCUGGGAAAAGACAAAUUCCAGGGGAAACCCCUGGAAGAGACCAUCAAUUUCGUUAAUUUCUUUUGUUUGCUACUGUAUGACAUGUACAACGUAGUUGAAAUGUUAAAUUCGGUCUACCCGAACCACGAAUCCAUAUGGUACCACCGACGAUUUUUGGUCUACAAUUUGGUGAAAACAGCCCAUGAGUACCAUGGGUUGGCUUUCAAAACCGACGCAAAACUCGACGAAGUCAUUCUCUAUGGUACAAAUAUCGUCAAUGUGGAUAGUUCAGCCUUCAGCGAUGGUGAAAAACAACCAAAAUUGUUUAAAAGCCAACUCAACAAAGUCCAAUCGUCGCGACUCUACCAAACUUUGCUUAAAAACGAAGCAGAAUUUAUUAAAAAAAAUCUCGUACAAUCGUCACUAUUCCACGAGCUUGAAUUGGCACGAAGAUACGAAAAGUGGUUGAAAUUUGUUGUUUGUAUGGAAGAUGUGUGAUCAAUGUAAAAACGAAUAGUACCUAAAAGUUUAUUUGUUAUAAGAUGCACAAAUUUCGUACAGGUUUCCCACUUAGAGUCUGAUUGGGGCACCUCUACACGUCAUAUCCAGUGCCAAAAUAUCUACAAAUGGGCCAGGUAGACAAGAGUUACAUAAACAAUUUUCUCUACUGCUUCCGUUAACAAUAAAACAGGAAAUAAGUGAGACUGGCCUUACCAUUUUCAAUAGAACUGAAGAACCGUAAAGAAAGUUAUGUAAUAAAAUAUUAAAAACAAAUAUAUUACCGGCAUCUGACUCAAAAA
Tribolium madens (black flour beetle) is the source of this 1729-nucleotide messenger RNA. It is a transcript of the gene temp, whose product is annotated as protein prenyltransferase alpha subunit repeat-containing protein 1. Gene Ontology annotation, cellular component: cytoplasm. The coding region runs from base 24 to 1427 and encodes 467 amino acids. The transcript has 2 exons. The record is from RefSeq and is a predicted model, not a curated record. Lineage: Eukaryota; Metazoa; Arthropoda; Insecta; Coleoptera; Tenebrionidae. Gene Ontology annotation, molecular function: protein prenyltransferase activity. Gene Ontology annotation, biological process: protein prenylation.